AUGGGUAUGAGAGGGUGGAAUUGGUGGGUGCUGGUGUGCAUCUCACUGGCUGUCCUGCCCGCUCUCAUGCAGGGAAAGACAGUGAAGUAUGAGACAUUUGAGGAGGACGCCCCUGCGACUGUCAUCGGAAACUUGGCCAAGGACAUUUCAUCCAGCCCCUCCUCGGGCUCCAAGACAAAUUUCAGGAUGAUGAAGCAGUUCAACUCGUCUUUCAUCCGUUUGAGGGAGAGCGACGGACAGCUGACUAUCGGAGAGAGAAUUGAUAGAGAGAGAAUCUGCAAACACACCCUUCACUGCCUCAUCGCAUUUGAUGUGGUCAGCUUCUCCAAAGAGCAGUUCAAACUCAUCCACGUCGAGGUGGAGGUCAAGGACAUAAACGACAAUUCCCCCGAGUUCCCCCGGAAAGAGUCGAGUCUGGAGAUCUCCGAAAACACAGCUGUGGGCACGCGGAUCCCGUUAGACUUCGCUGUGGAUGAGGAUGUGGGUUUGAAUUACAUCCAGAGCUAUCAGAUAUCCGUUAACAGUCACUUCACCAUAGACGUGCUUAGCAGAGCGGACGGGGUUAAAUAUGCGGAGCUUGUGCUCAUGAAGGAGCUGGACCGUGAGACGCAGGCUUCCUAUGCGCUCGAGCUGCUUGCUAUGGACGGUGGCAACCCGUCCCGCUCGGGAAUGACUCGCAUCAACGUCAAGGUGAAAGACUACAAUGACAACAGCCCCGUGUUCGACAGGAACAAUUUCUCAGUGGACCUCUCUGAGGACGCACCGGUAGGGUUUCUCUUACUGGACCUGAACGCAGAAGACCCGGAUGAGGGGCUGAAUGGGGAGGUGGUGUAUGGGUUCGGUAACCAGGUGCCAUCAGAGAUUCGACAACUUUUCAGAGUGGACCGCAAAACGGGAAGCCUCACCCUCGAGAGCCCCAUUGACUUUGAGAGCAAGAAAACGUACGAAUUCGACGUCCAGGCAACGGACCUCGGUCCAAACCCAAGCCCGGCUAUCUGUAAGAUAGUGGUGCAGGUGCAGGACGUUAACGAUAACGCGCCAGAGAUCUCCAUCACGCCUAUGACCUCCAUCACGGCGGGAAUCGCCUAUAUCACGGAGUCUGCGGCACGCGAGAGUUUUGUUGCAUUGGUUAGCACCUCGGACAGGGACUCUGGUGCUAACGGACAGGUGCACUGCACGCUCUACGGCCAUGACCACUUCAGGUUGCAGCAGGCGUACGAGGACAGCUUCAUGAUCGUGAGCACGAGCCCGUUGGACCGGGAGAAAAUCCCUGAGUAUAAUCUAACAGUGGUGGCAGAGGAUUUGGGUUCCCCACCAUUCAGAACCAUCACCCAGUACACCAUCCGGUUAACGGACGAGAAUGACAAUGCCCCUGUGUUCAGUAAGCCGGUGUAUGAAGUGGCUGUGGUGGAGAAUAACGCACCGGGUGCUUACAUCACCACGGUGGUCGCCAGGGACAUGGACUUGGGCCACAACGGUAAGGUGAGCUACAAGCUCGCUGACACCUACGUCAUGGGCUCUCCGGUGUCCACGUUUGUCUCACUGGACCCCGCGAGUGGCUCCCUUUACGCACUCAGGAGCUUCAACUAUGAAGUCAUGAAACAGCUCGAGCUCCACAUCACAGCCAGCGACGGUGUGUCCCCGCCCCUCACCGGAACCGCGACCGUUAACGUUAGGAUAGUGGACCAGAACGACAAUUCACCUGUCAUCAACCAGCCCGCGCUCAAUAAUGGGUCCGCGGAGGUUCUGCUGCCCCGGGACGCGCCCUCAGGCUACGUCAUCACCCAGGUGGAGGCGCAAGAUGCUGAUGAGGGCUUGAAUGCAGAACUGUCCUACAGACUGGCCUCUGGAGAGGCAUCCGUGUUCUCUGUUAACAAAGCCACCGGAGAGGUCUACCUCAACCGCAUGCUCAGCCACGACGUGGACGAGACCCUGCGCGUGACCGUCACGGUGAGUGACAACGGGAGACCUGCGCUCACCGCCACCGCCACGCUUCACUUCCUCAUCAUUGCGGGCGCCCCUCCGAGCGACAGGACCGUGUAUCGGGCAGGCAGCGGGGAGGCGGGGGAGCACGCACAGUGGGACCUGUCGGUGGUGAUUAUUGUCGUCCUGGCGGGGAGCUGCACUCUCCUGCUGUUAGCCAUUAUCCUCAUCGCCACCACCUGCAACCGGCGGAAACGGGACAAGACUGGAGAUGACACCGACUCGUAUGGGGAGAAGGAGACUCUGGAAAGAGGCAAAAACAACAGCGACAACCCGCUGCUGCCGCUCCAUGGAACCGUGGGAGGGUUUGAAGCCCACACCUUCUCUAGCCAGCCCGGUUUUACCGGGGAACACACUGGUAGCAGUGACCUGUGCUCCGCCUCAGAAGAUGGGAGCGAGGCUCCGUGCGUCUAUGAACCGGACAGCAAACCCAAGGUGAGAUGCUGUUUUUAAUCCCCCUCUCCCUCACUCUCUUUCUCUGUAUGUGCCCUCAGCCUCAUACAGUGCUAUUGUAAUGUGUCGCUGUUCAUGGUGCUGAACUCUGCGCUGUUUCUCUUUCCGCUCCGCAGGGCUACUCCACUCUGCCUGGCUACUGUAACGGCUACAAUAACGGUAAAGAGGCGGUCAGACCAAUCACCAUCUGGAAGGGCAACUCCUACACCACCAUCUCCGCAAGAGACCCUGCGUUCAGCGGGAAGGACAGUGGGAAAGGUGACAGUGACUUUAACGACAGCGAUAGUGACAUCAGUGGCACCGACCUGAAGAAGGAGGGGGUACCGGUACCCCCCAUGGGCGGCCAGAGUGGUAAGAGAUACUUCUAUUUCUUUAUCAUAACCAUUACAGUCAUUUGAAAGAAAUCGAUGUGUAUGGGGUUUUGCUUUUGUGUUUGGUCGCACAAGAAGGCCUAACACACCACCAAAACUCUCUAUCUCAGCUCUCUAGGUACCUCUAUAUCUAUUAUCGCUCUAUCUUAAGGAUCUCGCUCGGGAUCUAUCUCUCUCUCUAUCGAUCUCUCUCUCUCUCCUUCUCUUCUUCUCUCUCUCUCUCUCUCUCUCUCUCUCUCUCUCUCCUCUCCUCUCUCUCUCUCUCUCUCUCCUCUCAGGUCUAUGGGCAUGUACCAGUGAGUGUAAGAUUCUGGGCUCACUCUGACCGCUGCUGGAGCCCUUCCACUGUCCACGCCAACAACAGUCGCUCGCCCGUCCCCACCCCCACCGGCCAGACCCUCUCCUCCUUCAACAGUCUCUCCAAGACUGCCUCGCUGCCCCGAGACUCGCUCCGGAGGGACAACUAUUACCAGGCGCACAUCCCCAAAACAACCGGCCUGCAGAGUGUGUAUGAGAAGGUUCUGCAUAGAGAAUAUGACUAUGUCCUGGUCACUCCUCCCAGACCCAUGACAGUUCAGGAGAUUAGUGAAAUCACUAUCCCAGUCUACGGUCCGACCACGACACGGUGUCCCAGCAAUGAAGUCUAAAGAAGAACUUAAUUAACAGUGUUCAAAAAAGGUGUUUAAUUUAAUUUAUAAAACCAUGACAAUGAGAAUGACAUGUUGCUUACAAAUGUAUGAGAUUAUUUGUCAUGUAAAUGAGUUUAUAUAUCUUAAAGAAUAUUUGUGUAUUUUGCAUUUUUAAGUGUUUCAAUGUAAAAGUCACAUUUGGAGUCUAUAUCCAAUCACUUUUAAGACUUUGUUGGACAUAUACUGUGUAAUUUAUGCAAGGAUUUGUACAUAAAGAGAGUUUAUUUUUUAUAAAAAGCAUAAUUAAACACCGAAGAUGUGUGCAUAUGAAUUGUAAUUAUACUGAUUCUAAGGCAUGCCUACUAUUUAAAUGGCCCAGAAACCACGGUUUGAGGCCGGAGACCCAAUGUAUCAAGUUGAUAACUAUGUAUGAAUAAUAAUUGUUUAGAUUUUUUAUCACCAUAUUCUAAAGAAAAUAAAUGUUGAAAUACCGUUUUGAAAUCUUAAUCUUGUCCCUGACUUAUUUCUGUUCACUCACUCCUACAUUCACCUAUUUAAGACAUGCUACUCUUAGUCCUGGAGGAAUAAGGGAGCAAUAGAAAGUGCUUCUAUGUUAUUAAACAGUGGCAUAAUCCUUAAUCAAGGCACUUUGCCCCUUUGACAAUGAAAUAAUAGCCGUUUAGGAGUGAAGGAUGACAUCGCAUCUACAACUGAACAUAAAAAAUGAACCUCCUUGUCUCGUCUACAUUUGAUUGAUGAUUUAGUUUGACUAUUGGCAACAAAAUGAUCUUCCCUCUAGCCAUGCUCGCUAGAGGCAGCAGUCGGAGCCAAUCAAACUCAUCAAUAAGAUUAACAUACUCAUCCGUGUAUAUUCUAAUCUGCAGGGAUUUCUGUCUGCCUAAAGGGUCUAAUACAGUCUGUAGACCGACCUCCUCAAGGGAUAGAAUCAUAAUCAGUUGCGCACACCACUCAAUUAAAACGCAUGGUGCCAAAUGCGCGCCUAUGCGUAAAAGCACGCCUGGUACAUUUGGAUAGAGAACUGUUUACGCAGCGAUUGACUAUCGGCUUUAACCACACGAUGUAAUUAAUGUGUUUGGUAAUAAAACAUGUAAUAAUGACUCAAUCAGCACACAUACAGCUGGGUACUCGAUACCCCGCGUCUCCAUUGAGAUAAGUAACCGAAAGGUCGCUGGUUCUAAUCCCCGAGCUGACUAGGUGAAAAAUCUGUCGAUGUGCCCUUGAGCAAGGCACUUAACCCUAAUUGCUCCUGUAAGUCGCUCUGGAUAAGAGCGUCUGCUAAAUGACGUAAAUGUAAAAUAAGCAUUUUGGAUGGGGAUUUGUUCCCAUGGGUCUUCACUGAGUGGCCCAUACUGUAUCGUCAGCUCGAGAUAGGAUGCCACAUUCCACAGGAUCCACCUCUGACCUUAGGCCCGUUAGAACUGAGAGAGAGAGAGAGAGAGACUAUAGUAAGAGCAGCUCAAUCCCCUCUGACUGAGAACAUUGUAUGUUCAAGGGGAAAUUAAGGAAAGGCUUCCCUUCUGCCUCUGCAUCAGCUGUGCGCGUUCACAUUUGUGUUCCACCUACUGAACAAUGCGCGUUCCCGUUCGAAUAGGACUCCCAAAGAAAUGUUGGAGAAAUACAUUAAUAUAAACAAGACUUUCCCAUUGCGCAUCAUAUAUGCCUGUCAAAUGUAAACACACACAUUUCGACAAAGGCUUUCUUAGGUUGUGUAGGCCUACGCUGUCUGGACGUGUUUCGCACAGAAGGUAGCGCACUUGCCCUGUUGUUGGUUCAAGAUCCGAACAGCCUGUUCUCUCUCAGUCUUCCAAAGCCAUAACAUCGUCCUACUCUGCAUUCCUUGAUGAACUCCUGAGGCAGGGCGCCAAGCCAGCAGGUAAUAUAACAAUCAUCGCGCAUGAAUAGGCAGUUUGGUUAGUCCUGCCCUGUCCGAGAGAGAGAGAGAGAGAGAGAAGAGAGAGAGAGAGAGAGAGAGAGAGAGAGAGAGAGAGAGAGAGAGAGAGAGAGAGAGAGAGAGAGAGAGAGAGAGGAGAGAGAGAGAGAGAGAGAGAGAGAGAGAGAGAGAAGAUUUAGAGAGAGAGAAGAUUUAGAGAGAGAGAAGAUUAGUGGACACCUUUGCUCAGGCUCUCAGACCCAUUCGCAGCCAUGGCCGGGAGUUCAGAAAAAGUGCCCAUCGCCUUAGCGGGACCCGAGGACCUGCAACAGUUUAUGCCACCGGUAAGUAGCCUAACAUAUAUCGAUGCUUUAGUUUCUAAAUUAUAUACGUGUGCCAGAUAGCCUAGUCUAGGGUCAGGAACUUUGUGUGGACAUUCCACGAAGACACCUGCUAAUUCUUAUGGAGGUGUUGAUGUUGAGUUGGACUUUAUGAAGGCAACGCAUUAUAAAUGCUUUAUAAACACUUUUUACAAACAAACAAACAAACAAAAUUGAACCCGUAUAGGUGGCAUUCAUGUAAAUGAUUGAUGUGUUCAUCUCAGGCAUACACUGCCGUGGCGGUUAAACCGGCGGCCACCGGCCGCCUGCUGAAGACCGGGAUUGUGGUCUUGAUCGCCGGGGCAAUUCUGCUGCUGUUCGGGGCAAUCGGAGCUUUUUACUUCUGGAAUAAUAACGACAAACAUGUAAGAGUUUUAACAUACGUUUAAACAUCAGUCCUUCUGUAUCAAUGGACUAUAGCGAAUUCAAGAGUCAUUGGGCCUUCAACCAGCGACUCUUGUCGCUCAAGGGUAGGCCUAAUAAACUAUGUUAAAAGCUGAUAAAUCAUAUCACUUAUGUUAAGCUAUGCCGUUAGGCGCUGGAGUGCUUGGUAGAAGUCAGGAGAGUAUAGUGAAUGGAAGCCUUGUGUUUCUGAGACUGAGGGGUGGGCUCAUAGGGUCCUGCUGAUGUCCCAGGAACGAGAGGUGUAAUCGAGGUAAGCCUAGGCUACUGUCGAAUAAUACAAAAAGAAUGUAUAUGAUUUUUAAAAAUUUGGUAGCUAUAGGCCUGCAUGAGUUUAAAUGCAUUGCCUGAGCGAGAAUAGGAUAAUAUAUAUAUAUUAUUUUUUUCGCUGAUUCUAUGAUGGAGAUGGGGGAGGGGGGUGUAAACAAAGCCCACCCAUUAUGAAGAAAAAAAAACACUCCUGCCCCUGAGCCUAUAUAGAGAAUCUACCCCCCCACCCUCUCUCGCUCACACGCACGCACACACACGCACGCACACACCACACUCCUUCUUACAGGUGUGACAACAUUGUCUGCGUGUUUUACCGUGUGUGUGUGUGUGUGUGGCAGGUCUACAACGUCCACUACAGCAUGAGUAUUAACGGUAAGGUGGAGGAGGGCUCUAUGGAGAUUGAUGCUACAAACAACAUGGAGAGGUUCCGCACCGGGAGCGGAAAUGACGAGGCAGUAGAGGUCCACGACUUCCAGAUUGUACGUUUGAAACAACAACAACAAAAAUAAUUAAAAUUCCAAUGGUACCUUGAAGACAAAAGUAAUUUUGUAACAUGUUAGAUGCACAUUAUUCAUUAAAAUUCUCUCUUCACUCCAGGGUAUAACUGGUAUCCGUUUUGCUGGAGGAGAGAAGUGUUAUAUUAAGACUCAGGUCAAAGCUCUUCUGCCUGACGUGGAAACACUCAACAAAGACUCACUUCUGUUCGACCUGGUAGGAAUAUAUAUAUAUAUAUAUAUAUAUAUAUAUAUAUAUAUAUAUAUAUCUCAAAGUAUUUCUGGGUUACCUAUGACCAUGACACACACCUAUCUACUGUCAGACACGGUUAACAUUGGUUGUGUGUUGUGGGGGGUUGGGGUAGAUAUAGGGACUGAGCUAAUUUAAGCGAUUUCAGGAGAGAUGUAAGAUGAACUGAGUGGUUUAUUGGCUGGGUUGGCUGUGUGUUUGUGUGUGUCUGUGAUUAGUUGACCUGGAUGCUCCAUUUAGCCCGAGGGUAAGGUAAAGGAAGAGAUUGUAGCAGAUUGGCAUCCAGACCCAAACAUGAGCUCUCUCUCGCUCUGAUCUGGAGGAUCUCUUCUGCCACAAACUAUCCCCAAACAAGACCUGUGAUCUGGGCUCACCUGACACAUAACUCCUCCAGCCCCCAAGUAAUGUGUGAUAACCCUGACUGUCAUGUUGUCCAUUUCUCUCAAAGUGAAGUCAGUUUAGAAGUAUUUCAUGUGAACUAUCUAUUCAUUUACCUCUAUACUGGCAUUUUGUUUCUUAAUGUAGCAACUGAAGGGGAACAACUAGUGUCAGGAUGGGGUGCCACUAGUCUCCCCCCCCCCCCGGUGGACUGUGAGCCGAGGGGACACCCUCUUCUCUUGGUGUGAACACACACACACACACACACACACACACACACACACACAUAUACACUGGCACGUGUUGCUCAGAGAGAGGGAUUGCUUUCACUCGUGAAUCAUGUUUUCACACUCGCUGUCUGGCCAAACUGGAAUGAGGCGGGUUGGAUCGACACACAGAUCUUAACAACAUCUGAACAAGCCUGUCAAGCUGUCACAGUGCUGCAAGAUGUGUGUGUUUCUGUGCAUGUGUUUGUGAGUGUGUGUAAGCUGUCCCAGUGCCGAAAUGAGGCUGUCUGAUUAUUUUAAUCAAUUAGCGUUGUGUAUGCUCCAUGCACACAUCAUUAAACAUCACGCAGGCCAUCGUAUGCCAUCGCAGGCCAUCACGCGCAUGCACACACACACGCCUCUCUGCAUCGUCAACGGCCGUUUAUUUAUUCCACUGUGUGUGCUAGACAGUGUGUGUUUAUGUGUAUGUUGGGCUCAGAUAGUGAGAUGUGGUUAUAAUAGUAGCUGAAAGCUGGUCAUCCAACAAGAUCUCACAGUCUCACUUCAGUAUUCAACUUUUGUCCAGGGGGGCCAUAAACGUCUAUGGGUGAAGUGAAAGUACACUACAUGACCAAAAGUAUGUGGACACCUGCUUGUCGAACAUCUCAUUCCAAAAUCAUGGUCAUUAAUGUGGAGUUGGUCCCCCCUUUGCUGCUAUAACAGCCUCCAAUCUUCUGGGAAGGCUUUCCACUAGAUGUUGGAACAUUGCUGCGGGGACUUGCUUCCAUUCAGCCACAAGAUAAUUAGUGGGGUCGAGCACUGAUGUUGGGUGAUUAGGCCUGGUUCACAGUCGGCAUUCCCAUUCCUCCAAAAAAGUGUUAGAUGGGGUUGAGGUCAGAGCUCUGUGCAGGCCAGUCAAGUUCUUCCACACCGAUCUCGACAAACCAUUUCUGUAUGGACCUCGUUUUGUGCACGGGGGCAUUGUCAUGCUGAAACAGGAAAGGGCCUUCCCCAAACUGUUGCCACAAAGUUGGAAGUUCAGAAUCGUCUAGAAUGUCAUUGCAUGCUGUAGCAUUAAGGUUUCCCUUCACAGGAACUAAGGGGCCUGGCCCGAACCAUGAAAAACAGCCCCAGACCAUUAUUCCUCCUCCACCUAACUUUACAGUUGGCACUAUGCAGUCGGGCGUUCUCCUGGCAUCCGCCAAACCCAGAUGAAGCGUGAUCACUUCAGAGAACGCGUUUCCACUGCUCCAGAGUCCAAUGACGGCGAGCUUUACACCUCUACAGCCGACGCUUGGCAUUGCGCAUGGUGAUCUUAGGCUUGUGUGCGGCUGCUCGGCCAUGGAAACCCAUUUCAUGAAGCUCCCGAUGAACAGUUCUUGUGCUGACGUUGCUUCCAGAGGCAGUUUGGAACUCAGGUAGUGAGUUUUGCAACCAAGGUCAGACAAUUUUUACGUGCUACGCGCUUCAGCACUCUGCGGUCCCUUUCUGUGAGCUCGUGUGGCCUACCACUUUGCGGUUGAGCAGUUGUUGUUCCUAGACGUUUCCACUUCACAAUAACAACACUUACAGUUGACCGGGGCAGCUCUAGCAGGGCAGAAAUUUGGUGAACUGACUUGUUGGAAUGGUGGCAUCCUAUGACGGUGCCACGUUGAAAGUCACUGAGCUCUUCAGUAAGGCCAUUCUACUGCCAAUGUUUGUCUAUGGAGAUUGCAUGGUUGUGUGAUCGAUAUUAUACACCUGUUAGUAACGGGUGUGGCUGAAAUAGCUAAAUCCACAAAUUUGAAGGGGUGUCCACAUACUUUUGUAUUUAUAGUGUAAAUAAAGGUUAAGGUUGGUAAAAUAGAAAAAACUUGACAGUUAAGCAUAAAAAACUUGACAAUAAUUCCAACUGGUUAAGGUAAGGGUUAAGGUUUGUAAUAGGGUGAAAACAGAAACAACUAAAAUGAUUGCCUAGCACUAGUAUUGAACCCGCGAUCCUCAGAGCCAAAGUGUGCAGUUUAAGCCCUUCCUCUAUCGCCAUCCACAACACCCUAGCAAGCCGCUAGAUGGUAAUAUGUGCUCACGUUGCCCCUAGUGGACGGUAUUGAAGGCAUCACCCAACGUCCUCGGGAUAUUUUUUACAGAUAUUUAGCAGAUGCUUUUAUCCAGAGCGACUUACAGUUAGUGAGUGCAUACAUUUUCAUACUGGUCCCCCGUGGGAAUCGAACCCACAACCCUGGCGUUGCAAGCGCCAUGCUCUACCAACUGAGCUACACGGGACAUGGACAAACAUUGAAUACUGAAGUCUAUCUAGUGUGAUCUCGCUGGGUCAUCUGCUGUAAUUUAGUGAUGGAAAAUAUGGGUAAGGUAAACUCUUAUCAGUCUCGCAGUGGCAACACACACACACACACACACACACACACACAGAGAGAAUGGGUCAGAUAAACUCUUAUCAGUCCUGCACUGGAGAACGCUUGCUGUUGCUAAUAAUUUAAAAUGAAAAAUAAAAGUGUGUCUGGUAGGUUAGACAGUAACAUUCCCCAAACUGUUUAGUAACUAGUAACACAGGUAUAUUACUCUAGUAAUACAAUGCCAUUAUUAGUGCUAGCAGUGUGUGUGCAUGCGUGUCUGUUUGAUCCACACAUCGGAAGAGAGACUUUAUAAAAUGUAGGCAAUCAUGCUUUUCCGUCAGCUUGUUGACUUGAUGUGAAUGAUUCCUGACGUUGUUUAAGCGCCUAAACGCUGGAGAGAAUGAGGGCUUCUCAUUGAAAGGAGAGCUACUGUGUCUUCUACUGAAUUUACCCUUGGGGAUUAAUAAAGUAUGUCUCUAACCCAGAUCCAGUCUAUCUGUUUAACAUCUAACGAACACUAGGUCAGGAACUGUAUAUUUACAGAAGGCUUGAGGGAUAUCACAAUGUGCUAUGUUCUUUGUUUGGUUUCAUUAAGAAAACAUGCAAAGGAUUAAAACAUAAGGAUGAACGAGACAGGAAACCACAUCAAAACAGACAAGGGGUCAAAAGAGUCUGAAGAAUAUUGCCUUUAUACAGGAAAAUAAUUACAAUGUCUGUCAGACACAGUGUAAGCCCAGGGGCAUUCCUUAAGAGCUUGUCUGUCUGUCUGCCAACUUUGUAUAGUCGAGAGCUACUUUUUUGUUUAUAUUGUCGCAUACACCGGUGCAGUGAAAUGUGUUGUUUUAAUUCGGCUAGAUUCAACCCGUAGUGCUGAAGAUCUGCGCGGUUGAAAUCUAAACGCAAUGUUCCUGCGUUUAGACUGCAUUCACGCCACAGUAAACUGCAUAUGUCGGUUCAAUCGCGCUACAGCGCAGAUCUUCAGCGCUAUGGAUUGAAUAUAGGCCUUAUAGGAUACACAUUUUAAUCUUCAUCCUGUAAUUAUCAACCCACCCCCCUCCCUAUCUCUCUCUCCAGGAGGAUGAGGUGAUGCCUGCUAAAUUUGAGGAGGACUCUCUGAUCUGGGUGGCGGCUGACAUGCCCCUCUCUGACCCCACCUUCCUCAGCUCCAAGAUCCGCGAUUUGUGUGGAGACCUGCCAAUCUUCUGGCUCCGCCCUACCUACCCCAACGGUACCCAAUCAGCACCUUUAUAUUUUCACACGCAACUCCUUAUAUGGGAGUAGUAAAGUGUGUAUUUGAAGGACAACAAUAAGUUGUGAAAGUGACUGGUCAUUUCCAAACAAUGCACAUAGCAACAUGAUGCACUGGAGAUAAGCAAAACAGUAACAUUAGUAUUAGUAUUUUCUUUUUACAACUAGUGUAUAAAACAUUAAGAACACCUUCCUAAUAUUGAGUUGCACCCCCCUUUGCCCUCAGAACAGCCUCAAUUCGUCGGGGCAUGGACUCUACAAGGUGUCGAAAGCAUUCCACAGGGAUGCUGGCCCAUGUUGACUCCAAUGAUUCCCACAGUUGUGUCAAGUUGGCUGGAUGUCCUUUGGGUGGUGGACCAUUCUUGAUACACACGGGAAACUGUUGAGUGUGAAAAACACCAGCAGCAUUGCAGUUCUUGACACAAACCGGUGCGCCUGGCACCUACAACCAUACUCUGUUCAAAGGCACUUCAAUAUUUUGUCUUGCCCAUUCACCCUCUGAAUGGCACACAUACACAAUCCCUGUCUCAAAAAUCCUUCUUUAACCUGUCUCCUCCCCUUCAUCUACACUGAUUGAAGUGGCUUUAACAAGUGACAUCAAUAAGGGAUCAUUGCUUUCACCUGGAUUCACCUGGUCAGUCUAUGUCAUGGAAAGAGCAGGUGUUCUUAAUGUUUUGUACACACAGUGUAGGUGUGGUGCUUCCAAGGGUGGCUCCAAUAAUGCCUAGUUAGCAUAUUGACUGUCUCUGUACUCUCCCCAGGCGGGCAGAGGAAGGCGGCCCCUCGGCAGCGCCGCCAGGCACCCGGGACAGAGGAGGAAGUAGACCCGGAAGCAGAAUUUAACCCUGAGAACCCCUAUCAUGUGAGUGCCGUCGCCCACUCAAUCAACGUGCUGUGUAACUUCAAAUUCCAGCAACACAGCUCUAAUGUUUGGCCUUCAUAGACAGUGUUUGUUGUGUCACCACAGGCCUAUUCUAACAACCAGACUACAUAUCCUCUUAGAGAUACAGUAUAAUGUUAUGCUCUCACGCCCAUGUCAACAGUUGAGCGUCUGACAACAGGUCAAAUGGUUCCUGUCCAGUCUCUCUCCCAGCAAGCACAGCUGUGUGAGCAGGAGCAGAUGUUGGGGUCACGGUAUCACCCUGAGCGGCCAUGCUUGUCACACCAACUGUGUGUGGGUGUGUGUGUGUGCGCCUGUCACUCAGAGCAUGUGUGUGUGUGUGUGUGUGUGUGUGAGAUCGCUGUCACCCUGAGUCUGCGCCUCAGAGACUCCUUUAGAAUACCAAACUAAAGUUCCAUUGAGCCUCUCAGACAGAGUGUGAAUAGCUCCACUAUGAAUCUCCCCACGCCCUGUUCCCCCUCCAUGUAUAGGCCUUUAGACUCUCCCUAAUCCCAACUGCUCCUCCUCCAGACAUCCCCAGACAUAGAACCAGACUCAGUGUUUGCGUUUGAGAUAAAUCAUUGAAUAAGAAAUAUAUGUCUUAGUUCUUCAGAGAUGCAUUUCUACAUAGGCAUUUCUACUUUAAGCUUGUUUUACAAAUGAUGCUAUUACCAGUAUUUAACCUGACCUCUCCCCAUUCUCACUCAACAUGUAGCGUGGUCUGGAGGGCGAUGAGGGCACCAUGACCUUUGACCCCAUGCUGGACCACCAGGGCGUGUGCUGUACGGAGUGCCGGAGGAGCCACACCCAGUGCCAGAGGAUCUGUGAGCCCUUGGGCGGGUUCCACCCCUGGCCCUACCACUACCGCGGGUGCAGGGUGGCCUGCAGAGUCAUCAUGCCCUGCCGCUGGUGGGUGGGACGCAUCCUGGGCAUCCUCUAAACACACCCUGUCCAGACCUGGAGUGGUAGUCCAGAGAAAAACAGGGGGUGGAGAGAGAGAGAGGGAAGAAAAAGAGAGAAGGGGGUGAGAAGGGGGUAGGGAGGGGAGGGGAGGGGGGAAGAAAAAGGGGGAGAAGGAGAGAUACGUCAA
Messenger RNA from Coregonus sp. 'balchen', 13258 nucleotides. NCBI's taxonomy places the organism in Eukaryota, Metazoa, Chordata, Actinopteri, Salmoniformes, Salmonidae. The record is from the annotation of a GenBank genome assembly.